This is a messenger RNA of Monopterus albus (swamp eel), 1309 nucleotides long. RefSeq names its product SWIM-type zinc finger 7 associated protein 1 (gene swsap1). The transcript has 2 exons. The coding region runs from base 17 to 826 and encodes 269 amino acids. Gene Ontology annotation, cellular component: Shu complex. Gene Ontology annotation, biological process: double-strand break repair via homologous recombination. The record is from RefSeq and is a predicted model, not a curated record. Gene Ontology annotation, molecular function: single-stranded DNA binding. Lineage: Eukaryota; Metazoa; Chordata; Actinopteri; Synbranchiformes; Synbranchidae.
UAACAAAGUGUCAGUAAUGGCGGAUAUUUUAACGCUUGUGUUCCGAACUUUUAUGUCACAAACGGGGCUGCAGAAGGACCUCAGCGCCGCUCCUCCACCACCGACAGCCCGCAGCGCUUUGCUGGUCGGAGAACCCAACAUCAGCCGCUCCGUGCUGCUGCUGGCGGCCGUCACAGCUGCGUCAGAGGCGGGGAUGAGAGUGAUAUUCUUCAGCCAAACGCAGAUCCAGAGCCUGCCGGCGUCUCUGCAGAGAUGUGUUCCGAACCUGAGCCCACAAAGUCUAAAGAAAAUCAGGUUUUCCUACCCCAGGACGGUGGAGGAGCUGCUCCAGCAGGUGGCCAGCCUUCAUGAGCCCACCAAUACGUCUCCCACACCUCCCUCUCUGAUCAUAGUUGACAGGCUGGAGAGCUUCCUGCGUGCUCCAGGUGAGCAGUCAUGUGCUGCACAUCUGUGUGCGCUGCUGUGUGACACUGCUGCCUUUCUCACACACAUCCUGGGGCAGCAGUCCUCCAGCGCAGCUCCCUGCCGCGUCCUUGCCUCUUUCCAGUCAGAAGUGGACCCCGGACAACGUGGUGGGGAAGCCUCUGCCACACAACCUGUCCUUGAUGUCCUCGAUCGCUAUUUCCUGGUACGCUACACUCUGGACCGAGACACAGGUUACGAAGCUACAGCAGCUGGUCUGCAGGAGAUAUGGCACAUUUACCUUUCUGGAAGCGGAGUCACAGAGGUCUCUGGUGCCAAAGACUGUGAGGACACGCCGGCUGUCGCCCAGGAGUGGCAGCUGCUGAUCUCUCCUGCUGGUUUAAUGGAGUUUAAGUGGGUUUGAAAAUGUUCUAUCCAAGACUUACUGAUUAAAAGCCAGUUUGUUUGUUUAGUUCAGAGCAAAUUCUCAUUGUCAGCACAAGUUUUUGCAGUUGGGCAUUUCCAGAAAUUUUCCAUCCCAUUGUAGCAUCUGCAAAAGAAUGAAUGUGUUUCCAUCCACUGCUGUUACCUGAAUAGUAGGAUCUGGUUCAUCAAGACAACCAGCUGGUGGGGCAAUGCCAGUCGGAGCUUGGACGUAUUGUUGGAACUGGAUCCCAGCAUCAAAGGUGGUACCCAGUCACUUAAGUCUAAAUUUCUCCUGAGUCAAAAAGUUUUCUAGUUUUCUGUUUUUGCUGGUCUCCUGAUCUUCGUUGGCUUCUUUGUAUUGUCGUCUGCUGCACAUGCUCUCUGUAAUGAUGUAGGACAAUUAAGGUUACCUUUCAAGGUUUUGAGAAUGUUUUACAGCUAUAAAUCUUCCAUGGAUUAAAAACAAUCACUGUUCACAGUU